Acaulospora colombiana is the source of this 312-nucleotide messenger RNA. The record is from the annotation of a GenBank genome assembly. NCBI's taxonomy places the organism in Eukaryota, Fungi, Glomeromycota, Glomeromycetes, Diversisporales, Acaulosporaceae.
AUGCUAUUAUUGGAUAGGCUAAGGUGGGCAUCAUGGUUACAGACAAACGAUCGAACGCGCGCAAAACAAUACCACCGCGCCACCCCUAUCCAAAUCACAAUCCCACCAUAUGCUUACAUCAAGGAGAGCUCCUUAUCCAUAUCGGCAAAGCUUUCGAAAAACGAAAGGAACAGAUCCAUAGCAGCUAGAACAGUAUCAGCCCCUACACCCAUAUUUUGUUUGAACAUUGGUCUCUCACCUCUCGCGUCGUGGGAUCCACCUGUCUCCCGGAUAGAGUGCAUACUAGCCAUUGUCAGAUAUUUAGCCUUCUAG